This is a messenger RNA of Pseudopodoces humilis (Tibetan ground-tit), 7452 nucleotides long. It is a transcript of the gene SYT8, whose product is annotated as synaptotagmin 8. Gene Ontology annotation, biological process: calcium ion-regulated exocytosis of neurotransmitter; synaptic vesicle endocytosis. NCBI's taxonomy places the organism in Eukaryota, Metazoa, Chordata, Aves, Passeriformes, Paridae. Gene Ontology annotation, cellular component: synaptic vesicle membrane; axon; exocytic vesicle. Gene Ontology annotation, molecular function: calcium ion binding; SNARE binding; clathrin binding. The record is from RefSeq and is a predicted model, not a curated record.
GCUGUGCAGUGCAGCCACCAUCCCUUCUGCACCCUCAGCUGCGUGCCCAGUGGGGUCCCAUCUCAGCCCUCAGCAUGCCCCUGCCACACGUGGUGGCUUGACUGGAACCCGCGCAGCAGGGAGGGAAGACUGACUCUGGGAAGGAUACUUGUCGGUCACCCCUGAUUAGCCAUGGCAGCGGCAGCCAGGACAGGCAGGACUACGGCCUCCCCACACACCAGCAUCACCACCACGGCUUGGCCGGGCUCCCUGGACAGCUGGCUUAGCUGGAUCCCAUUACCCAAAUGGGCGCUCAUCACCGUGGCUGUGGCAGGGGCCAUUCUCCUCCUUCUCUUCCUCAUCUGCAUCACCAAGUGCUGCUGUAGCAAGAAGAAGUCCAAGAAGAAAGAGAGAAUUGGCUUGUGCGCCGUCAGCAACUCCACCACGACCAACCUUGUCCAGCCUGAGAUGGAAGACCUGGAGUGGGAAGUAGAGCAGAAGCGGCGAGGAAAGCUGCAGUACUCCCUGGAGUACAACUUCCACAUACAGGAGCUGAAGGUUGGUGUGAAGCAGGCAGUUGAGCUGAAGGCCAUGGACAGCGGAGGCACAUCUGAUCCGUAUGUGAUUGUCUACCUAACAUCCAAUACGAAGAAGAGAUAUGAGACCAAGGUUUACCGCAAGACCCUGAACCCCAUCUUCAACGAGAGCUUCACUUUCCAGGUACGCCAGGCUGAGGUGUCUGAAUCCACACUGGUGAUGCAGAUUUAUGACUUCAACCGCUUUUCCAAGCAUGACAUCAUUGGUGAGGUCCGGUUGCCCCUGGCCAACAUCAACCUGCAGCAUGUCAUCGAGCAGUGGAGUGACCUGGAGGUGGCCAGUAAAGUGGAGGAAGAGCAUCUGGGUGAGAUCUGCUUCUCACUGCGCUACGUCCCCAGCACUGGCAAGCUGACGGUGCUCAUCCUUGAAGCCAAGCAGUUGAAGCGGAUGGACUCUAAUGGACUCUCAGAUACUCCAACUUUGGGCAGUGCUGGACGUAUCUCCCAGGAGAAGAUGUCAUGGCUGGAUUGUACAGGGAGCUUGGCAGGAGGAAAUCCUUUUGUCAAGGUGCAUCUCAUACUGAACAGGAAGAAAUGGAAGAAAAAAAGGACAAGUGUGAAGAAAAACACCUUAAGCCCUUACUUCAACGAGGUGUUUGUUUUUGAGGUGCCUUUCAGUCAGAUCCAGAAUGUGGACGUGGUCAUCUCUGUCUGGGAUCAUGACAAAGUGACCAAGAAUGAGCCCAUUGGCAAACUCUUCCUGGGCUGCCGAGCCACAGGCAACCAGCUGCGGCACUGGUCUGACAUGCUGUCCAACCCACGCCGACCCCUCGCCCAGUGGCACAUCCUGCAGCCCCCAGAGGUGGUGGACAAGGCCCUGGGACUGAAGUCCCACCUCAAGCUGCCCCUGCACUCCAGAUAGUGGGGCUCUCCUUCUCCACCCAGGGAGCAGGAUGGUGGGCUUGUGGAGGAGUGAGGGGCUUCUGCUCAGCAAGCUCUAGAUAUGUUGGUCCCAGCUCAUUGUCAGCAAAGAGGGGACUGUGACUCCUUCUGGCCAAGAGAUGAUCUGGCUGCUGGGGCAGCUCAUGCUCUGUGUAACGCCUGGGACAGGGCAGCUCGGCAUCUCAGGGCAAGGCUGGACGUGGAGCAGAGGGUGCUAGAGGGGAUGGCAUGGGUGUAGGAGCCUGCCCACCCCAACUGCUUAUGGGCUGCAGGUGGAAAUACACAGAGCUUCAGGCUCAUGCAAAACAGAGUCCAUUGAUAUUUAUAAAGCAGAGGUGCUGGUGGCAUGGCUGAAUAACUUGUGAAUAACUUGGCAAGAAGUGUGUUCUUGAGAACACUUCAUGUGUCCUGUGAAGGCUUUUAAACAAGACCAAGGUACUGAAGUAUUGCUAGUGGACAUGCAGUAUGAAGCAAGGGUUCAGUCACAAGCAGCAGCUGAGGUUUAUUUUCAGGAGGCAGAAGCCUUUAUUUUGCGGUUUUCAACCCUUUUUAUGAGGUGUUCCGAUACAGGUUAACCUGACUGCUACAAGGAACACCACCUCCCUCAUCCCAUUGGUGGGACAAGAGAAAAACACUCUCAGAACAUCUGUGUCCUUGUUUUGGGAACCAAAAUCUUAUUUAACACAACAGUCUUUGAGAGAGAAAAAGUUUCCCAAAAGGCUUUCCCUUGGGAAAACAGAUCAGCCCCUGAGAGCCUGAAACUCUCACAGGUUCAGAAAAUCACGUCCACACUGAAGAAUCUAAGAGGCUUGAGAGGAAUACAGGUGGAUGAGGAAGGUGUUGGGAGAUGUUGGACUAGCUCUUUAGUGCCUCUGCAAUGUGUGCUCUGUGUCCUGGCUAGAGGCUAAAUGAGAAGCUUCACACAGCCUACUCUCAGCCCAUGGCAAUUUGUGUACGCUAAGAUGUGACUCACGCUCUGGGACUCACCAGUGACCAUCCUCAUGGACCACAUGGAUGAAGAUGCAGUGUCAGCUCCAUCCACCUCAUAUGGUCCUACAGGAGUGGCACAGCAAGGUUCGCAACUCUGGCACCUGGAGGUCCUGCCAGGGUGGAGGGGCUGAGGCUCUUGCUUUCACACUUGUGGUCACACCACCCUGGUAAAGGCUGGCUUGCAGCCCUCACGUCACUUCUGGGCAGGUUUCAUGUUUAAACUGGGAGUUUUUUUGUGGCCACAUGUCCUGCCCCACCCUACUUUGUGGGCCCUUGGUGUGGAGGCUACGUAAGUAAAGAUCUCUCCUAGAAAGAUGAGGGCAUCAGAGUGGUGCCCCUACAUGCUCUUGAGUUUGCUGCAGUUUGGGGUGACUCCAGAGCACUUCUGUGAGCCAUCUGCAGGAGGAAGCUCCCUGCACUGGGCUAGAGGAGGAAGGAAUCGCUCCUGUUCUAAAAUGCUUCUACAAGAAGCAGCCACAGAACAUAAGAUCUGGGCUCAUGCUGUGGAAAUUUGGCCCCAAAGAUAAAAAUCCUUUUCACCACAGGGAGCUGCAGGCACAGUGCUAAUAGCUAUUGCCUGGGCUCUGGAGGGGAGAGAGCCUGGCACAUUAAUGAAAAGCUAUUAAUAUUAAAAAGCAGUUAAUCUGUGAUUACCCAGAGCACCACAGAGCGACUAUCCAAGAGUUAAACAGACACGAAGCUGAGGAAGAUUAUGGAAAGUCUUGAUAGAGAUUAAUGACCUGAGCUUAACCAUAAAAAGCUGCUGCUAUGUCUGCCUCUUGAUGAAUAUUCUCCAGGCUUCACUGUGGCUGUGAGGAGGGGAGAAAUGACAGGGUGGUUUUGAGAUGACUGUAACAAGUGAAGUGUGGCUUCUGCUGGGGAAACAGCAUCUGCUGGCAGCUGCUAAUGAGAUGGAGAAGGAAAUCAGUCACCUGAGAAAGACUUGUAACGGGAUGUUUUAAAGCCUCAGCCUUCAGUCUCAACCUUAGAAUUAGCCUAGAGCAGGCUGUGCAGAAGGGAACGUCUCUGAAUUAUGUUUGGGGCUCCAAAUCUAUUGCCAGGCUGGUUUUUGGUGAUGUUGUUGUGGUGAUUUAGGGCCAUGCAGCAUCCAGAAAGGGCUUUUGGAGGUGUUUGGAACAGGCAGUUCUUAUUUGUGUGUGUGUGUGUGUGCUUUUUCCAGUCCCUCUAUUUUGAAGUCAUAGCCUUGAGGUUCACUGCAUAAUUUAUGGGGCUGGGCAUAAAAGUAUGUGCAUAUUAGUCCCAAAACAGAUGCAGCUGAAGGAGAUCAGAGACAGCCCCUCCUUGAGAAACAUUACUCCCCAAACCAGUGCCUGCCCCUUCUCUCUCCAGCUUUGGCCUUGCUCAGUGCCUGGAUUGCCAGCGCAGUGCUGGGUGAGCAGAGCUGGAGAGGGAAGGCCAUGGUGGUUUUAAGGGAAAGGCCAAGGAAUGUGGGAGUGAGCACCCAGCUGGGCAACCUGGAGUGAGUCUUUGUGCAGUAAAACUCAGCAAACCGAGUUGUUUGUUCAGGAGGGAGAGGCAAGCAGGUGGGGAUGUUCUCCACCCAGCUCCAGUUUUUAAUGUGCUGCCAAGGCUGCUUUUUCCCUCCGUCAUCAUCUCUCCUUCUCAGUAAGCCUUAUGUGCAUACAACACAGCUUUGUGCACUCUCCUCCUCUGGCAGGAUCCUCUUAGUGUCUGCUGGCAGCUGUUUGAAGCAGGGCUGGUGGAUCUGGGCUUCAUUUCAUGCCUUAUUUCACCCCAAAUGAACACAGCCUGCUUGGAAGCCUGUUUGCAGGAAGGCAGACAGCCCUGUCUCGUGUGCAAGCCAUCUCCCUUUCACCUCCCUGUGGCCUUGGUGGGGGUGGUUGUACCUCAUCGAUCAAAGCCAGGUGUCUGAGCAUCUUCUGCGUCACCAAUGCUCCUCCUGCACUCGGAGGGCGGAAGAUGCGACAAGAAAAGUAAAGGAGGGGGAAAAGCAGCUCCUCUUCAGCUUGUGUCCGCUGGAUUCCCGUGUCUGCAUCUAGAGGGCAGGCCAGUACGUGCUCUGAGCUGGGUCUCUGUCUCAUCUGGUCUGUGGCCCCUGUUGGAGCCUCACCAGCCAAGAUUUCUUCUGGAGAUGGAACCUGUGUUCAAGAGGGAGAGAAAGCAGCGAUGCUGUGCAAGCUUGUUCCCAUGGCUGCAGAGCCUGUUGGUAGCCAUGUGGCAAUGCUGGAGAUGUCUGAGUGGCUUUUUCCAGGAGACAGGAGCCAGCCUUUGCCUGAUCCUGCAUCACAGGGGCAAAGAGGGUCUUGCUGGUGGUUAAGGGGAGCACAAGCAGAUAUCCAAGCCAUCCAAGGUGCCCAGGUGGUGGAUGGGGAGUUUGUCUCUCUACAUUUGAUUAGCAGCUUUGCGGGUCAGUGGCAAGGCAAAAAGCAGGGCUUGGGCCAAGCAGAGGUAUGUUAGAAGAGACAAGCACUGAAAAUUGAGGUGUUUGUUUGUUAUAAAGAUUCACAAUCUCGAUUAUUUACAUCCAGAGCUAAGACUUUUGACCUCCAGAAGUCCCUCCCAAAGUGAAUUAUUCCCUCAUUCAGUGAUUUUUUUUUGGUUACUUGUCCCUGCACUCAAGGAAAUCAAAUGGGAGGGCUGCACAAGGAGAAGGCUGAGCCUCGUGUGUGCUUGUCACCAGUCAUCUGCAGUGAGACAAAAAUGAUUACGGGCUGUCAUGUUCGGCCUGGGUAUGGGCUGGCUGUCCUCCAGCCACAGAUUUUUUGGCUAGUCUUAGAGUUUUUGAGAGCUGGAGAGCAUCUAAGCUCUUCUCACUAGAAGCAAGCAUGCCUGCUUUAUAAAUAUUCCUUAGCUAGCAUCUUUAUGCCUUGCAAUUUUAUGGGCAAAAUGUGUACUUUCAUCAUUCAUGGGCUUAUUUUUAAAAGCUCCAGCUCCUGGAUCCUUAUUCCCUUUCUCUAACCUCUUUCUCCUACCCUUUUUUCCCCUUUUUCUUCCUCCCUUUUCCCAGCUCCUUUCUCAUGCUCUGACUGCUGCUGGGGCUCUUGUAUCUGGGGCUGUUCCUGCCUCAGGUUGGGCUUGUUUUGCCUCUGGAUACAGAAAUAUUGUUUGGAUCACUUUACGUGUCAAUGCACCUUGCCCUGCCAUGGGCAGGAAGGGAGGGGUAGAAACCCCAAACAGUCCAGUCUGAGAAACAGGAAUAAUAAUGGGUGCACAGAGCUGCUUCCCAAAGUUCCAAUUUGAACAGACUUCUCAUUUCUCCAUAUUUCAGGUCUAGGUAGGAUGGAACCAAAGGAGAAGCAGCAUGAGGAUUUCAUAUCUUUCAUGCUGCUGGGCAAAAAGUGCACCCUGAAGAAGUUUGGCGUUCCAGGUGAAUGGGUACCCCUGAGUGAUGACUUGUUGUGUGUCAACAAGAUGGGAAUUUCUCAACCAGCUUUGCUGACUUCACAGAGAGGUGAUUAAACCGCUGCAGGCACUUACUGCCACUCAAUUUGAGCAGAAACAAGCACAGUCAGUUAGGAAGAGGAGUUUAAGUGAGCUGAAAAGAGGCCUUGGCCUGCAAACAACCCAACCCAUAUUGUAUUUUACAUUCUGUGAGCAGCAUCUGGGAAGAUGAUGGGUUUGCAAACAAGUGUUUCAUAACCCUGCUCAUGAACAUGGACAUUGCAGAUGUCUGAAAAGCCUGAAAAGCUCUCUGUGGGAAAUGGGCACUUUGAGUUGUGCAUCAAUCAAUUGCUGACUUUGUAAAAGAAACAAUGCACCCUUGGAAGAGCCGGUGAAGAGCCCAGUGCCCAUGAAAGAGGUGGCUGUCUCACGUGGAAACCAGCCCAGCUGGCGUCUGGUUUUGCCCUGGAUAGACAGCAUUUUCCUCUUAACUUUUACAUACAAGUCAGAGCAAUUUAGACAUAGAAGCCUGAAUCUUGGCAUGAAGGUUUUCACUUAAAACAGCCCAGUUAAAACACUUGGCUUUGAUGUUCACUCUGGAUGAGACAAAGGAGGUGUUCAUACUUGCAAAAGCCUCUGCUGAAGGUUUCUCUGCUUUGAAUGCACUCAUCCCACACCACCCUCAACUUUUGCACAUGUGCUAAACUCAGGUCUGCCUUCAUAAAAGAAAAUUCAUGUCUCAGAUACUCUGUGAAUUAGUUGGCUUUGAGUAUGUUCUUGAGAGAUGCUCAGUGGGGCUGGGGGUUGAGUUUUCCUGGUGCAGCCCUGUCCUGCUCUGAGCUUUCUAUCCUCUCUGUUACCAAACCUGUAUGAGAAGCACCUCCAGAAGAGCUUCCAGAGGCCCAUCUCCUUGCAGCUGUCUUCUCCCAAGGCUCUCUCAAAGUGUGCAGGUAGCUGAGGCUGCUAAGGGUCUUGCAGUUGACAGUUUUGUUUUUUAUUUUUUGUAAAAUGAGGUGUCUGGGGUCACACAGCAUUUACAAAAGGCCAGUGUGCUUGGAAUGGAUAAAUUCUGGAGAAUCAUUCCUUGCAUGGCUGCUGGUUUGUAGAGCAAUUGCUGAUCUUGGGGAGAGAACAGCUUUGUGAUUUAUCAGUUUUUCUUGAGCUCUGUGGCCUUUUCUUUUUAACUAACACCAUGUUCUUCCUGCUGCUUUGUCUUGGCACAGAGAACCUGAAAGACCUUUUGAGAACAAAGACAUGUUUCAGCCGUACCCAUUUGAGCACACAGAGGUCUCAUCUUGUUCCCCAGACAUAUUUUGGGUCAUACCCUAGUCUUAACCAGGCUUUGAGGAUGUGCAUAUACAUGAAGGAUUGGGAUCAGGUGUUGGGUCACUUGGGUAAUACUAUCCAGGGGCAAGCUGAGUGGAAAUUCCAGAGGGAUCACCUCCUGUACACAUUAAAUGCUGAAGGCCUGGGCACGGACCAGCGCUGGUCAGAGGUGUUCACUUUCCAGGGGGCUGCCAACUCAGUCUGGGGUCAUGGAGGAAGGGCCACCCUGUGGAACAGUCCAAGGCUUCUGGUCCUCGACAGAAGUGAGAAAAGCUCCUGACAGGAGUGAGGUUUGUGCCCAGACCUGUGCUGGGAA